Molecule: messenger RNA, 3608 nt
Organism: Petromyzon marinus (sea lamprey)
Lineage: Eukaryota; Metazoa; Chordata; Hyperoartia; Petromyzontiformes; Petromyzontidae
Product: discoidin, CUB and LCCL domain-containing protein 2-like
Biological process (GO): wound healing
Cellular component (GO): plasma membrane
Molecular function (GO): signaling receptor activity
Source: RefSeq, a predicted model, not a curated record
UGUGGGGGGUGAGUGGAGAGAUGUGGGGAGGAGGGAUGGUUUAGCAAGGCCGCUUACUCCUCUCCACACACACACAUCCAUGUAUAGCUUGCUCGGCAAAGACUUAGCAAGGCCUUUACCAUCAUCACCGCCAUCACCACCACCAUCAUCACCACCACCACCACCAUCAUCAUCACCACCACCAACCCCGUGGUCAUGCGGCGAAGAGCCGUAGAGACCGCCGCUGCCGGGAGCUUGCUGUGGCUACUCGUGGCCGCUCUGAUCCGCUCCGGUGUUCCACAGAAAGGUGAUGGGUGCGGCCACUCGGUGCUGGGCGCGCUCAGCGGGACGCUCUCCUCGCUCGGCUACCCGGCCGCGUCCCCGGCACACGCCGUCUGCGUCUGGGAACUCCGUGUGCCGCCCGGCCGGCGUAUCCGCCUCCGCUUCGCCGACUUGCAGGUUCUGGCGCCGGAACCCUUCCACUGCCAAGAAAACCACGUCAAGAUCUACAGCGGCAUCUCCAACUGGUCCGAGAUGGGCACGUUCUGCGGGGAGCUGGACAAGGUGAAGCAAGAACUCGUGUCCGAGAGUAACGAGGUGACGGUUCGAUUCCAGAGCGGGUCCCACGAGCCCGGGCGAGGGUUCCUCCUUUCGUAUGCCAUCGACGACCACGCUGACCUCAUCACGUGCCUGGAGAGCGGGGCGGACUUUGCGGACCACGAGUUCACGAGGUUCUGUCCGGCCGGGUGCCUGACUCCGUUCGGCGACGUCUCCGGCACCAUUCCCAACGGCUACCGCGACUCUUCCCCGGUGUGCAGGGCGGCGGUGCACGCCGGCGUCAUCGCGCCGGACCGCGGGGGUGUGGUGAGCGUCGUGCAGAGCAAGGGGCGAGCGUCCUACGAGAGCCGGCUUGCCAACAACGUCACCUCGCUCCAGGGCAGCGACUCCCCCAACCUCUUCACGUUCAAGACGACGGGCUGCUACGGCAAGCUGGGCAUGGAGUCGGGCACGAUCCGCGACUCUCAGCUCUCGGCGUCGUCCGUGCUGGCGCAGCUCGGCAAGGACGGCGUGGUGAUGGCGCUGACCCUGUCAAGCGCGCGCCUGGGCUACGCCGGCCCGGCAUGGGUGGCGCGCCUCGCCGACCCCCCCCACUGGCUUCAGAUCGACCUCAACAAGGAGCGGCGCGUCACAGGUAUCGUGACGGCCGGCUCGGGGGGUCCUCCAAACCCCUCCUACUUCGUCUCGGCCUACAAGGUGCAGUGGAGCCUGGACGGGGCCGCGUGGAGCACGUACAAGAACAACAUCGGCGGCACCGAUAAGCUAUUCCAGGGUAACGUGGACAGCCUGAGCCCCGUGCGGAACAACUUUGUGCCGGCGCUGGUGACGCGUCUGGUGCGCGUCUGUCCCAUCGCCUGGCACCAGAAGAUCGCCAUGAAGCUGGAGCUGCUGGGCUGCGAGCUCCCAACCACGGCGGCGGCUGCGGGGACACUACGACCUCGUGCUAUGCGGCCGGUGGGGGCCUCUCCGCCGGGGGGCACGGAGUGGCCCCCAGGGCGGGGAGCGGAGGUGGGGGCCACCACUGUGACGGCCGUCAAGAACAGCACCAUGCCGGGCGGCACACAGAGAGAGCUGGUGCUCGUGUCCACGCUGGUGCCGGUGUGCGUCGUCCUCGUUGCUGUGCUCCUCGUCCUGUCCUUCAUCUGCGCCAAGAGGAGGCGCGACCGCGGACGGAAGGACGCCGGGCCCGCAUACAGCCUGCCCUGCACUCCGGGCCAGUCAGGCUGGUUCAAAGGCCUCAAGCAGGUGUUCCCGCGGCAGGGGGAGGGGCGGGGGCGGGGGGGAGGGGGAGGCGGGGGCGGCCUCCACGGAACCGACUCCUCCCUCAACGUCCGCUACAGCAGCGACGCGCACCGGGGCCCGGCGGCACGCAAGCACAGCGUGCCUGAGUACCAGCCGCUGGUGCUGGGCGGCUCCGAGCUGGCGCGGGCAGGGAAGGCCUCCACGUUCCGGCCAACUCGCGACUACGAAGAACCGGAGCAAUCACCGGGGGGCGGUGGCGGCGGCAGCGGCGGCCUUCCUCUCCCGCCGCCACCCCUCACCCUCCCUCCCGUCCCAGCGGCGCCAGUGCCGGGAGCGCCGCCCUCGCCGUCGUCGUCCGUCGCGACCUCCCCUUCCCCGGCCGCCUACGACACCAUCGGGGCGUACGACGACUCACCGGCGCGCUACGCCUCCCCGCUCUCCUCCCCCGCCGCACCGGCGCUCCACCUGUACGCCGAGCCGGUGCCGGCGCAGGUCCCCGAGUACGCGAUGCCAAUCGGGUUCACGCUCGACCCCGUGCGAGCGUUUCCCGUGGCCUACGACACGCCGAGAAGCCCGCGCAGGGCCGAGCAGGCGCCGGCGCGGCCAAAUUUCAGCCAGUCGGCAUCGGCGAUCGGCGGUGCCAGCGGCGACGGUGGUACGGUGUACGACACACCCAGGGCCGUACGACGGAACGCGACGCGCGGGAACGUUGGCGCCGGUGAUGCCGGCGGGGUGGAAGGGGGCGGCAGUUGAGCGGAGGUGGCCGUCGUGAUUGGUCGAUACGGUGCUGUACGGUGCGCGUGGGCCGACGUGAUUGGUCGAUGCUGGGUCACACGGCGUCUGUGGGACGACACGAUUGGCCGACUUGUCGCGUGGCAGCACAGGAGGAAUGAGGAUGCGCGCGGUUUAUGUGAAUGUAAUGUCGUUUGGAAUUGUUCUACAUUUUUAAGUUUUAGAUUUUUUUCACGUGUGUCGAUUUAACAUUUUGUUUCACUACAAUUAUUAUUUAUAUUUUGCGACGUUUUAUUUUCAUUUUUUUCGUACAUUCGUACUUUUUUUUGCACGUUUGUGAAGUAUUUAUAUGUUUCUUUAGUUUUGUUUAAAUUUUAUUUCGCGUGGAUUUAUUUCAUCGGAACACGUGCAAAUUUCUACAAUUGUUUUCAUUAUUAUUAUUUAUGUUUUGUUUCGUCGUUUUCCAACAUCAAGUUUUUGCUCGACUGGGCGAUAAUUUGUUUUUGCGCGCUGAAGGCAUUGUGGGUAGACUAACGAUGGGCGCGCCACCCACACAGCGGUGAAGAUGAAGAUGAUGAAGGAGGUAGCGCCGCCGCCCGCGUGGAUUUUUGUCGUUGUGUUUGUACAGGGUUUGAUACGGAGAGAGUUUUUACACUGUUGAGUGUGCAUGAUCGUUUUGAAUAGGCAUAAUCAUCAUAAUUCAUAGGCGUUUGCAAUAAUUACCUAUACUGUAUAUAAGAGCGAGCAAGAGACGACCAAGCUCCUGGCGCAAUCCGUAGCGGCGUGUACUGUUAGCGAGCGCCCGUUGUGUCCGGCACGGCUCGUGCCGUGGCUGGUUGGUUAGUACUGCGCCUGGACAUUGUUCACACGGCUCACUGGGUACUCAAUUUAGGCCGAAUUUACCUAGGGGGAGGACCAGUGUGCUUAAUGGAUUGUAGCAAAGUAUGUUAAACCACUACGCCGUCUAUCUCGCAUACACACACCACACAAAGACAAAGACCACCCGUAUAGCCUUAACAGACUGUUGGGGAAAGUGCUGUCAGCGAGUACCUAAGAAGGCCGGCACGGCACACGAGGGGGUGGUGUGGCUAGCACCA